AUGCAGCAGAGCAGCGCUCCAGAGUUCAUUCUCGAGGCCUUUGCGGACCCGGCCUCCGUACGGGAUGUCGUCAAAGGAAUCCUCCACACAAUCUUCUUCCACCGCUUCUUCCCCGCCGUCGUUCCGUACACCCGCGAAGUCCUAGAUCUGACCCUCCCCUACGUCGACGACGUCGAGCUCGGAACCAUGAUCGAGCAGCGCGCCACCGCCCUCGUCCGCCAGCUCGACGCGGAGCGCUCCUCGUCCGGCUCCGGCGGCGGUGGUAGCGGCGGCGGGCGCGGCCAGCUCACCGUCCAGUUCUUUGAGAAGAAGCGUCGCAAGGCCUGGCUCAUGCGCGGCGACGAGGAGGUCUGUUGGGAAUGCUGGACCGUAAAAGUCACGGUCGCGGAGCCCAGGACGGAGACUGAGCGAGCCAAAGUCCGAAAAGCCAUGGAGACGACGCUCAUGACGACCGUCAUGAAGGUCAUCACCUUCGUCAACGCGCACAAGGAUCACAUCCCUCCGAUAACGACGCAGGGGUCGAACCCGUUUCCCUACCAGAUCAAUAUUAACCAAAAGGAGUCAGGGUGGGCUACGAGGAUGGGCAUUUACUAA
Molecule: messenger RNA, 594 nt
Organism: Colletotrichum tamarilloi
Lineage: Eukaryota; Fungi; Ascomycota; Sordariomycetes; Glomerellales; Glomerellaceae
Exons: 3
Coding region: 1-594 (197 amino acids)
Biological process (GO): autophagy; autophagosome assembly
Cellular component (GO): phagophore assembly site
Source: RefSeq, a predicted model, not a curated record